Osmerus eperlanus (European smelt) is the source of this 1947-nucleotide messenger RNA. It is a transcript of the gene aldh7a1, whose product is annotated as aldehyde dehydrogenase 7 family, member A1. Lineage: Eukaryota; Metazoa; Chordata; Actinopteri; Osmeriformes; Osmeridae. The transcript has 18 exons. The record is from RefSeq and is a predicted model, not a curated record. Gene Ontology annotation, molecular function: aldehyde dehydrogenase (NAD+) activity. Bases 36 to 1658 code for a protein of 540 amino acids.
GCAUACACGUCUUUUAUUGCACCCUUCAUCCAACCAUGCAGCGCUCCCUCACGUUAACAAUUGUACGGCACUGGGCCCUCCGAAGGAAACUUCUCACAGUUUGCUGUCAGCAAUCCGCGGCUAUGUCUACACUCCUGAUAAACCAGCCCAAGUAUGCAUGGCUAAAAGAGUUGGGUCUAAGUGAGGAUAAUGAUGGUGUUUACAACGGGACUUGGGGAGGUAAAGGAGAGGUUGUCACAUCAUACUGCCCUGCGAAUAACGAGCCUAUUGCCAGAGUACGCCAGGCUACCCUGGCAGAGUAUGAAGAAACUGUGCAGAAGGCGAGGGAAGCAUGGAAAGUCUGGGCUGAUAUCCCAGCUCCCAAGAGAGGAGAGAUUGUGAGACAGAUCGGCGAUGCACUGAGGAAGAAAAUCAAAGUUCUCGGCAGCUUGGUGUCUCUUGAGAUGGGGAAGAUCUACAUUGAGGGAGUCGGAGAGGUCCAAGAAUAUGUUGACGUUUGUGACUAUGCUGUGGGCCUAUCUAGAAUGAUUGGUGGUCCAAUCCUUCCAUCUGAAAGGCCAGGUCAUGCGCUGAUUGAGCAGUGGAACCCUGUGGGUCUAGUGGGCAUCAUUACAGCCUUUAACUUUCCUGUAGCCGUCUACGGCUGGAACAAUGCCAUUGCUCUUAUCUGUGGCAAUGUCUGUCUUUGGAAAGGAGCUCCCACCACUCCACUCACCAGUGUGGCUGUCACUAAAAUUGUAGCAGAGGUGCUGGAGGAGAACCACCUGCCUGGUGCGAUCUGCUCCAUGACAUGUGGAGGGGCUGAUAUUGGCAUGGCAAUGUCCAAGGAUGAGAGAGUGGACCUAGUGUCAUUCACAGGCAGCACACUUGUUGGGAAAAUGGUUGCCAUGACUGUUCAAGAGCGGUUUGGUCGACAGUUGCUGGAGCUUGGCGGCAACAAUGCCAUCAUAGUGUUUGAGGAUGCUGACCUGAACCUGGUAGUGCCAGGUUGUGUGUUUGCCUCUGUGGGAACUGCCGGACAGCGCUGUACCACGACCCGGAGACUGAUGUUGCACGAAAGCAUCCACGAUGUAGUUGUGGAGAGGGUGGCCAAAGCCUACAAACAAGUCCGAAUCGGAGACCCCUGGGACCCAAGUACCCUGUAUGGACCUCUUCACACCAAACAGGCUGUGGAUCAGUACCUGGCCGCCAUCGAGCAGGCCAAGCAGCAGGGCGGCACGCUAGUGUGUGGAGGAAAGGUAAUGGAUCGCCCUGGCAACUAUGUGGAGCCCACCAUCAUCACAGGGCUGGCUCACGAUGCCCCCAUCGUCCACACCGAGACCUUCGUCCCCAUCCUUUACAUCCUCAAGUUCAAGACGGAAGAAGAGGCCUUUGCCUGGAACAACGAGGUUAAACAGGGUCUUUCCAGCAGUAUCUUUACAAAGGACAUGGGUCGUGUUUUCCGCUGGCUGGGACCCAAAGGAUCAGACUGCGGUAUUGUCAAUGUAAACAUCCCUACCAGUGGAGCCGAGAUUGGAGGAGCCUUUGGUGGUGAGAAACAUACUGGAGGAGGACGUGAGUCAGGUAGUGACUCUUGGAAGCAAUACAUGAGACGGUCAACGUGCACAAUCAACUACAGCAAGGAUCUCCCCUUGGCCCAGGGAAUCAAGUUUGAGUGAAGUUUGCUAAAGUUGAUCAGCCAGGAACCAGUCAACCUUGAUGAACCCACAAGGAAAUACACUAACCAUUUGUUUGUGCAGUCUUCUCUGCCAUGUUUAUAUGAUUGGUAUUUGUAGUGGUUACAAAGAAAAGGCUCCUCCAUUUAUUUUCUAGUUCAGAUUAAAACUAACCAUCCUCAUAGUAUGCACCUGGUUGAAAGCACUUAUCUGUAAUUGCCACUUCUGCCUUUUAAUACUGGACCAGAUGCUUUGUACAAAUAAAUCAUGCCUUUAUUUUGAAAAGAUAAAA